CGCCGCGCCAGAGGCUCGUGCACUCGGCAGGUUGGGCUGCGGCGGCGGCAGCUGUGGGAGCUGAGGCGCUGCGCGUGAGAGGUCCCAGUAGCGUCUGCGGCUCCAGUUCCGCCACCCUCCGCUUCUCUCACCCCAGUUUCGGUGCCGGGUGCGGAGAAGGGAACGGCGCUAGUGUUGGGAACGUCGAGCACACCCCUGGCUGCUUCCGACACCGCCAUCCUUCCUUUCCCAGCCGCGGGCCUCGCUCGGUGCGAGGCGACUCUGCGGGGAGGCGGCGGCGACCGCUGCCAGUCUGUGGGGAGGAGUCCUGCCCUGCAGCCUUACUCCGCAGCCGGGCCCUAAAGGGUCCGAAAGAGCUCGGCGCCGGUCCUUCCUCUCUCCUCUUUCGUCAACCGGUUGGAGCAGCGUCAGUCCGAGAGGUCUCUGGGCUGAGGCGGCGGCAGCUCCUCCGGCUCCAUCAUGUCCGCGGGCGGAGACUUCGGGAAUCCGCUGAGGAAAUUCAAGCUGGUGUUCCUGGGGGAGCAGAGCGUUGGAAAGACAUCCUUGAUCACCAGAUUCAUGUAUGACAGUUUUGACAACACCUAUCAGGUAUUUUAUUUUUGUUUGUCAGUUAGAUGCUUUUGCACAGUAAUUCAAGUUUAUGAACCCAUUAUCCCAGCCUAUAGCAGAACGGGAUAUACAUUUUCAGACUGGAUGUUUAACACUAAUCUCUUUGUCCACCCUCCUAUACCAGAUGUUAACUCAUUCCAGCAAACUACAAAAUGGAUUGAUGAUGUCAGAACAGAACGAGGAAGUGAUGUUAUCAUCAUGCUAGUAGGAAAUAAAACAGAUCUUGCUGACAAGAGGCAAGUAUCAAUUGAGGAAGGAGAAAGGAAAGCCAAAGAGCUGAAUGUUAUGUUUAUUGAAACAAGUGCAAAAGCAGGUUACAAUGUUAAACAGCUCUUCCGACGUGUUGCAGCGGCUUUGCCUGGAAUGGAAAGCACACAGGAUAGAAGCAGAGAAGACAUGAUUGACAUAAAACUGGAAAAGCCUCAGGAGCAACCAGUCAGUGAAGGAGGCUGCUCCUGCUAAUCCCCCGUGGCAUCUUUAACUUUUCUCCAGAAGCUCACUGCUUUGGCCCCCUUACUCUUUCAUUGACUGCAGUGUGAAUAUUGGCUUGAACCUUUUCCCUUCAGUAAUAACGUAUUGCAAUUCAUCAUUGCUGCCUGUCUCGUGGAGAUGAUCUAUUAGCUUCACAAGCACAAAAAAGUUCAGUGUCUUCAUUAUUUAUAUUUUACAAAAAGCCAAAUGAUUACAACAUAUUCCAGUGAUAACUUUAAAAAUUAGAUACAUUUUCUCAACUUUUUUUUUCCUUUUCAAUGUUAAUGAUAAUGUACUUCAAAAUGAUGGAAAUUUCAACAGUAUGUGGUUUGGUUAAGGAGCAGUUGUUCAUAGUAGCACUUGCCUACCAACUUGAUCUCUUUCUGCUUUUCUCACCUCUCCCUUACUAUAUUCCCUGUUCUUACUCUCUAUCAAAACAAAUGAGGUAUGACAAAGCAGCAAUCAGACCAAGCCCAUUGGAUCCUUCAAAUUUAGCGAUACCACUUGUUCUAGGCUUGGACCAAGAUGUCCAAAAAUAUUAUUGAGCAGUGAUAUAAAUUACUUAGACUUUAUUUGAGGUCAAAACUCAGCUAUCAUGAGUAGGCAGUGCUUGGAUAAGACGGGUUCUGUUGCAUCUUCAAAAUGAGUCCUAAUGAAUACACUGAGUACUUAACAAGUCAAGUGAACAUAAAAUGUGUUUCAGACCAAAACAGAUGACCCUUUCACAUGUUAGUCUCUGGGAGAGAAGGGUAACACUACUUCAGAACAUGUUUUUAAUACUGAAUUCUUCCAGUGAACUAUUUCUCCCAGGAUUUUAAAAAUUGUCAAGAUAAAGUUAUUCUCUUUGUUUAAAAAGGGGGGGAGAAGAAAAGAAAACUUUUGUAAGCAAUAGAUUUCUCUGGGGUUUUCUUUCUUUCUUUCUUUCUUUUUUUUUUUUUCCAAAAAAUGCUAUGCAGUCAAGGCGCUAUAGGAAUCAAAUUCCUUUAAGAAGAACCAGUGGAAGAAUUUAAACUUGGCACCUUGAUCAGAACUAUAAUAACCAGUAAAAGCAAUGAUAUCUAAAGUUUACCAACAAAAGAAUCCUCAACAAAAUAAUAAAUACUAUACUUUGCUCAGGACAUUUGAGGUCAGAUUGAAAAUAGAAACAGUUUUCUUAUAAGCCCCUAGAGGCAGAUCUGGAUAAGCAUACAUAGAAGAGGGAAAGGAGAGAAUGGAAAUAAAACUCAAUAUUAUGCAGAUUUAUGCCUUAUUUUUUAACUUUUUUUUUUUAAUGUUGGGUCUUUCAGGCUGAUUUUGCUUUUUAUUAGGUCUGUGUAGUUUGGUUAAUUAACCAGUGAUUUAGUUUUAUAUUUAAGCUACAGUUAAUCUUUUUUCUUUGGUGAUAUUUAUUUCUUUGCCUUUUUUUUUUUUUAACUACUUUCAAUUUUUAGAUGUUUUGUCCAGUCUGUUUAGAGCUUCAUUACCAUGGCAAUAUAUAUUUCCCUUAAAACACUGUAAAGAAAUAUACUAGGAGUGCACCAUUUUAAUCUUUACUAGUUAUUGUGAGAUUGCUGUGUAAGUUAAUAAACACAUUUGUAAAUACAUUGUUUGCAGGAAGAAUAUUUCUGAGUUACAGCUCAGGAAAAGCCUGCUGAAUUUACGUUGUAAGCAUUACUUAACACAGUAUAAGGAUGAAAAGACAACAAAAUUCAUACUUCUUCAUCCCCUCAUUGCAACAAAACCCUUAACUGGGAGAAUCUUAUUCCCCUCUCUUUCCUCUUCCUUCUCCAAUUCCCACUUAUUGUCACCUUAUAAUAUUCAGAGAGCACUUGGAUUAUGGGUCUGAAUAGAGAAAUGCUUUCAGAUAAUCAUUAGCCCACAUACCAGUAACUUAUACUAAAAGAUGGGAUGGAGUUGUAAAGUGCUUUUAUAUAAUACAAUAUUAUUGUUAAAGGCAAGGGUUGACUCUUCUGUUUUAUUUUGACAUGGCAUGUCCUGAAAUAAAUAUCAAUUCAAUAUGG
Molecule: messenger RNA, 3080 nt
Organism: Enhydra lutris kenyoni (northern sea otter)
Lineage: Eukaryota; Metazoa; Chordata; Mammalia; Carnivora; Mustelidae
Product: RAB6A, member RAS oncogene family
Exons: 7
Coding region: 460-1071 (203 amino acids)
Molecular function (GO): GTP binding; GTPase activity
Source: RefSeq, a predicted model, not a curated record